AUGAUGGAUGAAGUUAUUCGAAAGCCAGCUAAUUACAGUAGAAUAUCAAAGGAAAGUACAGCGGCAUUCUCACCAAAGAAACUAACUCUAACAGGAAAUUUUACACAUAAAUACAAAAGUUUUAAUAUAUCGGCACCGUUGCGAAGAGCAAGCAUGCGUCAGGAUAUACUGGAUAUGGUUGAACGGAGGACCGAGUCUCGGAUGGGGGAGCAAAAGGUUUUUAUUGAUGAAAAUCCUAUGUAUGAGGAUCCGAGAGAUGUUAUUGGUGAGAGGGAGAAACCAGCGAAACCUCCAAGAAAAAGGGUCAUCCAAGGUAUAGCAGUCUCUUCUCCAAGAUCUUCAAAAGAAGGCAAGUCACUUCUGAAAGAGCAGAAGAGAAAAUUAACGAAGAAAUAUGAACAACUCGUCACUUCUUUGAUGGAACGGUGUGAAGAAAAUGUUGUUCAGCUUUCUGAAAAGGACUCCCAAAUAGCCAAAUUGAAGGAGAAAUUAAAAUCCGUCUUAGAAUAUAACAAGUUGUUCGCAGAAGAAAACGAUCAAUUGCGCAGUCAGUAUGAGACUGUAGUGAAAUAUGCAGAAGAAUGCAAGAAGGUUAUCAAAGAAGAGAGGGAGAGGAAUAGAGUAUUAGAUGGGAGAGUAAAGGAGUUGCAGGAGAAAGUUAAGCAGUAUGAGUUGCCUGAUAGAGACCACGGAUCCUCAACAGCUAUUCCUCUAGUAGAAGUAUGCAUGAGCUGCAGCAGUCGGCAGAUAAUAGUGAACCAGGCGCGGGAACAUAACACGCGCCUGCAGAAAGAUAUGCAGGCUCUCAAAGAUGUCCUAUACAGGUUAAACGUCCAAUUGUCUCGUUACCAAGAGCGUCUCCGCUCCAACAUACAGUCUGUGGCCGGAGACAAGCCCGACGUGUUCAAGCCGGGAGAAAAGUAUGAUGCACUGGACUCGCUGCUCACUGCCAGUCUGGGAUAUAAAGAAACAUUGAACACGGAAGACGGGCAGGCUAAGACAGGGCCUGAGGAAACUCCUUACACCGGCCGCACUGUGGACCUCACGGGUCUACUUAGUGCACAAGCAUUAGCCCCCCUCUUCGAUGCCUACCAGGAAAACCUUCAAGAAAAAGACACUCUAAUACUAGAUUAUGAAAAACAAUUCGAAACUAUGAACAAAAAGUCCAAAUUAAUUGUCACUGAAAACAAAAGUCUCACAGAUAAAGUUAAGAGUUUAGAAGAAGAGGUGGUGGGAGUGAGACAGAGCUAUAAGAAGUUGGUAGUAGAGAAAGAGACGGGUGAUAUUGAGAAAGCUACGCUUGUUGAAAGAGCUGAGAGGGCGGAGUCUAAACUGAAGGAGGUUUAUGAAUUGUAUGAGGAUAAAAUGUCAGCAAUGAUGAGAGACUACGAGACAGUACAUAGAGAAUACUUCGUAGUGAAGAACAAUCUAGAGAUGGCGGAGAACAAACUGGCGCAACUAGAUGUACUGCGCACGCGCACUGUACCCGCUGAUAUGCAUGAACGGAGGCUGGAUCAUUGUAAGAGGUUACUAGAAGAGCUAAAACACCAGUACGGCAUGGAGACGGACCGCAAAGGAGAACAGCUCACGAAGACACAGGAACAACUCAAACUGGUUGAAGACAAGUCUGCCAAGCUGGUGCACGAGAACCAGAACUUGAAGGAGGAACUGGAGAAGGCAUUGAAGAAUGUUAGGUUGUACCGCAAGGCUGCAGUGAUAUUCCGGCAGCGGCUGAAGUCUGCCGCGGCGCGCGUCAACCGCGUGCGUAGUAGUGCGCGCCGGAACAAGAACAAUAAUAGCGAACCUCUGAGGCAGGCCAUGGCGGCCCUAGACAAGAUUAAACAGGAGAUUAAGACAGUAAAAUCCCGCGCCUACACGUCACUGGAAGAGUUAGAACGUCGCAUAGUAGAGCAGGAGCGGCGAGCUGCGCUAGCGCACGCAGAGUACCGGAGGGAACUGGAGAGGGCCGCACUCGCACUCGAACAUAAGGAGGGUAUUAUCAGGAGUUUAAUCGAUAAAGUGGCUGAUGUUGAAGAAGUCAGACUCAGUCAAACCAACACCCAUCGUCUCCAAGGUAUAAUAACAGACUCCUCGCCAGAGGGAUCUCCUUCCCCUCACCCUGAGCAGAGGAAGGAAGCUAAACCAUCAGUGAAGUUGGUACCAGGACCUGGAGGAUAUUUUCAAGAGAAGGAGGGCAAGAGGAAAGGGAAGUGA
Molecule: messenger RNA, 2214 nt
Organism: Spodoptera littoralis (African cotton leafworm)
Lineage: Eukaryota; Metazoa; Arthropoda; Insecta; Lepidoptera; Noctuidae
Source: the annotation of a GenBank genome assembly